UCAGACUACUCGUUCAUCGGCUACUCCCUCGAACCACCCGCUUCCGAAACCCCAGUCAUACCCUUCCGUCAACGUCCUCAUCGAGCCUACAUCCUAGCUAAAAGAGUCCAAUACUUCUACCAAUAUGCAAACCCCAUGUGGGAGCCAUCUUACUUCACUCGCGCCGCUGCCGAGCUCUCGGCCAUCUGGCCAGAUUUCGAAUUCGUGGGAGGUUUCGUUGAUGACCGAAGCGAUAAAGACCGAGAAACCCAAGGUCCCAUGCCAGUACCGGAAGGAGUGAAGAAUUUAGGAUUGUUAGAUGCUGAAAGGUUUGACGAGGAAGUAGGAAUGUCUAGAUUGUUGGUAGGUUUAGGAUGGCCAACGAUGAGUCCUAGUCCUUAUCGAGCUUUGGCUAGGGGUGUACCAUUUUUGAACCCACAUAAAAUGAAUCCUUCAUCUACUAAAGAAAAUCGACAUUCUUGGAGAGAUACUCAACAUGCUACGUUGAGAAUGAUUGAUGAACCUUAUGUGUAUCAUACGGAAGCUUAUGAUUAUGAUGCUUUUUUGAGAGAUAUAAAGAAAGCUAUGGAGACGUCUAUACCACCCUUCCGAUUCCCCUUUCAUUCCAGAGAAGCGUUCGAUAAACGAAUACGUGAUCUGAUACUCGCCGAUUGGGAAUCUGAAGCUGAAUGGAUAUUGAAAGAACGUAUAGCUGGACAUGAGACGCAGAGGAAUGGAGAGAUUGGAUUGUUCGAAAUGUGA
Molecule: messenger RNA, 741 nt
Organism: Tremella mesenterica DSM 1558
Lineage: Eukaryota; Fungi; Basidiomycota; Tremellomycetes; Tremellales; Tremellaceae
Exons: 3
Biological process (GO): protein N-linked glycosylation
Cellular component (GO): Golgi apparatus
Molecular function (GO): alpha-1,6-mannosylglycoprotein 6-beta-N-acetylglucosaminyltransferase activity
Source: RefSeq, a predicted model, not a curated record